Striga asiatica is the source of this 974-nucleotide messenger RNA. The record is from the annotation of a GenBank genome assembly. Lineage: Eukaryota; Viridiplantae; Streptophyta; Magnoliopsida; Lamiales; Orobanchaceae.
AUGCUCACCACGCACAGCCACGCGGUCCCCAGCGCUGUUGGGAAACCUUUUUUGGAGCUCGUCGAGGAAGCUUCAGCGGAUGAGGUUAAGAGGGUGCUGAAGUUGGCACUGCAAGGUCAUGCACCCCGUGGGGAAAGGAUGGAUUGGGUUAUGCACGAGUAUCAGAUUCUUGAUCAGCAGUUAGCCGCCGAAUGGAUUCAAAAUAUUUUACAGGAUGCAUAUGUGUUAUAUGAACUCUUGCAAAAGAGGUCCAGGCCCACGGGAUCCUUACUUUUGAAGCAAGGUACUCCUUGGCGAGGUAUUCGGGGUUGGAAAACCCUGCUGCCGUCUCAAGAAUCGAGAAUCGUUUUGAAACUCGGUAGUUUGCUGAACAAGGCUGUGACAGGUCAGGAUUUGGCAAGUUGCCGUAUGGUAUUUGGAUUGGAGUUGGUGGAGUUUAAGGUGUCCGAGGUGUUGAUUGCUGCCGUUAGUCAAAUAAUGAUGAAGAGUAACUCAAAGGGUAUUAUGAUAGUAGACAAUUUGCCCCCAAAUCUUGAUAAGGAGACUCUGGAUGGGAAUUCUGUGAGGCUGCAGCAAAUCCUGGCUGCUUUCUUGGUGGUAUCCGUUAAUUACACGCCGAGCUGGGGGCAGCUUGCUGUUGCAGCCACUUUGAGGAAAGAUUAUAUUGGGGAAUCAGUUCAGCUGGCUCAUUUCGGAUUCAGAUAAACGUGCUAUUGAUGUGGGAAUGACAGACCAACCAACUGGUGGGUGGCAAGGUUUAUGAUGUCGAUAUCAGGAUGACAUAGUACCCUCUAUCCGACAUUCAUCUUGUUUCAUUACCGUGUUCUUGAAUUUUGUGAGACAUAUGAAUAUGGUGAAGUUUUCAAAAGUUGUUGCACUUUCAAUCCCAGAGGUUGUCGAUUUGGAUUCGACUGAAGGUGUUUGAUGACGUAGAUAUGCUGGUGUUAUAGCAAUGCGUCACAUGGAGACGUUCA